This is a messenger RNA of Argentina anserina (silverweed cinquefoil), 474 nucleotides long. Its product is annotated as two-component response regulator ARR17. NCBI's taxonomy places the organism in Eukaryota, Viridiplantae, Streptophyta, Magnoliopsida, Rosales, Rosaceae. The transcript has 5 exons. The record is from RefSeq and is a predicted model, not a curated record. Gene Ontology annotation, biological process: cytokinin-activated signaling pathway; phosphorelay signal transduction system.
AUGGAGUCUGGGUUUUCUUCUUCUUCAAAGGGUUUCAUGGAUAUUGUGGAGCAACCUCAUGUUUUGGCUGUGGAUGACAAUGAUAUUGAUCGGAAACUUAUCGAAAAGCUGCUCAAGAAUUUCUCUUGCAAAGUGACUACUGCAGAAAAUGGGCCAAGAGCAUUGGAGUUCCUAGGCUUGGGAGAUCAUCCAAAUCAUUGCAAUGUGAGUUAAAGUGAACUAACAAUUGUCUCAAAGGUGAAUCUGAUAAUUACAGACUAUUGUAUGCCAGGAAUGACAGGAUAUGAACUGCUUAAGAAAAUCAAGGAAUCAUCAGUCAUGAAGGAGGUACCAGUGGUGAUUAUGUCAUCUGAGAACAUACCACAUCGGAUUAACAUGUGCUUGGAAGAAGGAGCUCAGAUGUUCAUUCUAAAACCGAUCAAACAGUCGGAUAUCAAGCAACUGAGAUGUCAUCUGAUGAACUGCAGGAGCUGA